GCGCGUUUGUAGGGGGCUUAAAGGCUGAGUUGGGUGCGGAGGUACGAUUGGACAGGCCAAGGUCAACAAGGGCUGCCAUGGAAGUGGCGCGACUGCACGAUGAUCAUCUCGUGGCAGUGCGCAGGGCCAGACCGAGCGAGGGGCGCACGGACGUUCGCCGCGCGAACGUCGUGGUCGACGAUACGCCCCCAUGGGUCGAGGUCAAGCCAACAGUCGGUGAUGGUACACGCACCACUAGCAACUACCGACGAUUGACGGAGGAUGAGAUACAAAGGCGAAGGGAGAAAGGCUUGUGCUUUACUUGCAACGAAAAAUUUGUGCCAGGCUACAAGUGCAAGGGUAAGGAAAUUUUUGUGUUGGAAAUUGAGGAGGGACGAGAGGAAGAAAAACCGCAGGAAGAGUCUUGGUUGCAUAUGGUGAAGUGCAACAAGCGUGGUCCUAAAAUGAUCAAAUUCACGGCCGAGAUAAAGGAUAUGUUGUUGGAGGUUCUGGUGGACAGUGGGUCGAGUUUGAAUUUCAUCGACGAAAGGAUAGCCCAAAAGCUGAAGUUAGUACCCACAAAAGUCAAGAGGUUUGGUGUCAAGGUGGCCAAUGGACACAAGCUACAAGGAAGUCAAUUAUUCAAGAAGGUCCCGAUAAUGGCACAGUAUCACGAGCUGGAGAUUGCUUUUUAUGCGUUACCACUUAAGGCGACAAAUAUUGUGCUAGGAGUACAGUGGCUGGAAACGCUUGGACCUAUCACGACUGACUACAAGCGAGGAAAGAUGGAGUUGGAAGACCAGGAAAGCGCAUUAAUAGAUGCCCUAAGCCGUAAGGUGAAGGGUGACUUGACGUAUGUUGUUACUCAGCAGAGCCGUCUUAUUCAGGAGUUCGCCCAGAUGCAGAUUCAGGUGGUUGAUGCACUUUCUACAGCCAUUACAGGGAGUGUCAGUUCUAUGCAGGUUCAACCGACGUUGAGGGAAAGGAUCCGGCGGGAGCAGGCUUCUGAUGUAUUUGUUCGUGCCAUUGAUGCCAAAGCCUGUGCCGGAGGCAUCGAGGGUUUUCACCGAGGCACUGAUGGGGCCUCGGAAUUUCGAGGAAUUGUGGUGCCAAAA
This is a messenger RNA of Striga hermonthica, 1094 nucleotides long. The record is from the annotation of a GenBank genome assembly. NCBI's taxonomy places the organism in Eukaryota, Viridiplantae, Streptophyta, Magnoliopsida, Lamiales, Orobanchaceae.